AUGUUGACAACUAUAUUUUUAUUAUUAAUAUUAUUAAAAUCGACAAGUUCAACUUUAGUAUUACCAACAAAAUAUACAAAUCAAAUAAUUAUUAAUUAUUUCCCUAAUCAAGAUUGUGGUGGUUCUCCAUACAUUACAGAAUAUUAUGAUACUUGUUCAGUUUCAGGCUUGAUUGCUGUUUAUGAUGAUUAUUAUAUCGAGUACACACAAACUGUUGAUGGCGGAAGUUCUAUAAAUUGCAGUCUGACUGAUCAUUCCGAUGUCAAUGCCACAGUAAAUACCAAGAACUAUGUAAACAUUUGUUUGCCUCAUGACAACAAAUAUAGAUCCAAGAUAGCGAAGAUUGCCAAUUUCAACAGUGAAGCCAUCGAUUUGUCUAAAUCAGGUACAUGUGCUGCAAUGUUUUACUCUGACGACGAGUGCACAAAGAAUUUCGUUGGCUAUACCUUAAAAAAGAAUCUUUGUGUUCAAGAGGAUACAAAUAAGUACGCAUUUUUUAAUUGUACAGAUACGGAGCUAACCAGCUACUCAUGUGAUAGCACAUGCAAGAAUUGCACAAUUAUCGACCAAAACAUACACAAUGCCACUAAAGAAUGUCAAAACAAAUCUAAAUGGAUAUCGAAUGUCUCUAGCGGAGUUUAUCAACAACCACAUUCCUUAAUAAUAACAUCUAUAUGUUUUGUUAUAUUUACUUAUUUAAUGAAUGGUAAUAAAUCUGCGGUGUUGGAGACAACAUUGAAUCAUGGUACUUCUAUUACAUCUACUAGAACUAGUUAUACUUCUACUUCUAAUAUAACGGUUGAAGAGGAAACGGAAAUAAAACAAAAGAUUCAAGAGGUAUCCGGUAGUAAUAUAUCAUUGUUGAGAACUUCAAUGUCAUCGAUCUCCAAAGUCUUGAAAGCAAGUGUAUUCAUUAUCUAUACAGGUGGUACGCUCGGUAUGAAACGUGACCCCAUUCACGGUACACUCCGUCCCGAACCAAACUACAUAGUAGAGCAACUAGAGAUGCUACCAGAGAUGAAAUCACCUGAAAUGCCAUCUUAUAAACUUACAGAGUUUCAUCCACCUAUUGAUAGCUCGGAUAUGGAUCACGAAGAUUGGGUUAAAAUAGCCAAGAUGAUCGAAGAGAACUACUAUGAUUACGAUGGAUUCGUUAUUAUUCAUGGUACCGAUACUAUGGCUUACACUGCAUCGGCACUCUCGUUUAUGUUGGAGAAUCUAGGUAAACCAGUGAUUCUGACGGGUAGCCAGAUUCCGAUUGGCGAUGUUAUAAACGAUGCGAAACGCAAUCUGGUGACGGCGAUAAUGUUUGCCGGUAAAUUCGAUAUUCCCGAGGUCUGUGUAUUCUUUAACAAUCAGCUGCUGCGUGGCAAUCGUUGUCGGAAGAUCGAUUCCUGGAGUUUGGCUGCCUUUGAAUCACCGAAUUGCGACCCUCUCGGUAAGCUCGGUAUGGAUUUCGAUAUCAAUACAAACAUCGUGCUGCGACAACCAAAAGGUCGUUUCCGUGUGCACGAAACGAUGAAUAAGAAUGUGUUGGUUUUGCAUCUCGUACCGGGAUUCUCUGAUGACUGCGUAGAGAACCUGCUGAGAGAACCGCUCGAGGGUUUGAUCAUCCAAUCGUAUGGAAGCGGCAACGCGCCAGCCAAAAAGAAACAUUUCCUCAACUUGAUUGUCGCUGCCGUCAAGCGUGGAGUGGUCGUUGUUGUUACUAGUCAAUGUGUUCACGGCACCGUCAAUCUCAAACACUAUGAAACCGGAAAAACACUGCUCGACGCCGGAGCUGUCAGCGGACACGACAUGACAGUGGAAGCUGCCGCCAGUAAACUUGGAUGGCUGCUCUCGCUCGGCAUCUCCAAAGAACAAGUUCGUCAACUCAUGGAAAUAGAUCUACGAGGUGAACUAACCAUUUCGAAAACCUCAAGUAAAAUAUUAACUUUUAAUCAUCAUUAA
Molecule: messenger RNA, 1950 nt
Organism: Heterostelium album PN500
Lineage: Eukaryota; Evosea; Eumycetozoa; Acytosteliales; Acytosteliaceae
Gene: aspA
Product: L-asparaginase I
Exons: 3
Coding region: 1-1950 (649 amino acids)
Biological process (GO): amino acid metabolic process
Molecular function (GO): asparaginase activity
Source: RefSeq, a predicted model, not a curated record